GGUCAUGUGACCUGUCUGGGUAAACAACAGCAGGUGGUCACUUGGCAGCAAUUGACCUUCAUAACUUCACUGACUCACCUGACCUGGGAAAACUGUCCUGCCUCCACACAGAGGACAGUUCAAGUGGAGCAUAGGUCCAGCAAAAAACAUCGAUUCAUUUAACAUUUCAAAAUAAGUAUUUUCUUGGAACAUUUUCUUGUGUUACCUUGAAGUCUUAUUCAGUAAGAAUUUGUGUGUGCUUGUGGCUGUUUCCUAUUGCUAAGGGUCUCUGUCCUGUAACCGAUGUUUUGCAGCUGAAGUGGAGGCCGACAGCUUCCUCUGGCAACAUGGAAGGACUCUACUUUGAGUGUCCUCGGAAGGUUUCGCAUGCCACAGAGAUGAAUGCAACAUGGGGGGUUAAGGUGGAGGAGGAGGGAGAAGAAGAAGAGGAGGAGGAGGAGGUAAAAUACAAACUGACAUUGAUUGGUUCCCUGCCGGUCCACCACCUCACCACCAUGGCCAUGCUGCCCUGGGUGGUGGCUGAGAUCGGCAGGUCUCGCCCUGCAGAGAAGGAGCCAAAUGGAGAUGGACAACUGGACCCUUCUACCUCCAAUCAAAUGGUUUCUCUCUGCGUGUCAGCAUCAUGGGUGCGAUGUGUGUCCAUCAUGGGAGAGGGAGUUGUCUGGGAUCCUCUAACACACACAGUGCUGUUUGAGUGCAGUCCUCACCAGGUGACUAAGCUCAUUCACAACAGCCAGGAGCCCAGCAGCUUUGGCUGCCUGCUCAGAAAGACACCGCACUGUGCCUGCUAUGUCUUCCAGUGCCAGGACAGCACCAAGGUCCCUGAGAUCAUCAGUUCACUGAGGCAGGCUGGCAAGAGCUCUGCACGCAACAAUGAUACCGCCGCCAUUUCCAACAAAACUUCCACCAGAGGCAGUGACUCCUCGGAAACAUGUCUCCCUCAUCUCUCUGCAAUGACGACCUCCGUGGCACCCACUGCUGCUGUGUCUCCCACAGCUUUUUCCAAAAAGUUUGAGGUGCUGUUUUGCGGCCGUGUGAGUGUUGCGCACAGGAAAGCCCCGCCCGCCCUCAUUGACGAGUGCAUCGAGAAGUUUAGCAAGUUACAUGGCUCAGGCACAACUGAUGAAGGAGGAAAUGGUGGGAGGUUGGUGGGUGGGCUGAGGAGGGCAUUAACCUUCCAGUCCAAUGGACUUGGGAGUGGUGCUGUUGAUAACGGUGCUGCAUGGAGCCCCACUACCAGCAAGAGGCCGGUCUUGUUCAAGCGAGACCCCAGCUUUCCCUGUCUGCAGGCACUGGAUGAGAACGGACUCUCACCUGAGAUUUCUCACACCAACACUACUGAUGCACAUACCUGCUCAGCAGAAGUACAGCCCACCAGCCUGCAGGAGAACAGGACCAUGCUGUUUACGGUUGGCAGGUCUCAGAUCUUCCUGAUUAGUCCAGACACAAAGAAAGUUGCCAUAGAGAAGAGUUUCAGAGAAAUCUCCUUCUGCUCACAGGGAAUUCGUCACGUGGAUCACUUUGGCUUCAUUUGCAGAGAGACGGUGGAAGGAGGGAGCUGCCACUUUGUUUGCUAUGUGUUCCAGUGUACAGACGAAUCACUGGUGGAUGAGAUCAUGCUGACUCUGAAACAGGCGUUCUCUGUGGCAGCCUUGCAUCAGAGUGCAAAGACCCAGAGCCAGCAGUGUGACGGCUGCCCCAUGCAGCAGCUCCACAGACUGUGUGAGAGGAUAGAAGGUCUACACCCACCAAAGACAAAAUUGGAACUUCAGAGACAUUUGGCGACUCUGGACAAUGAGGAGCAAGCAUCAGUGUUUGAGAACACUAUGAGGGCUCGUCCAAAGAGUGAUCAGGAAGAGAAUGAGUUGGUGAUGGCCUCGCUGAGGAAUCUGUAUGAGGAGAAACAGAGGAGCCAUCAACACGCGCUGCCCGGAGACGGCAAACAAGUGUGUGAGGAGGAAGCUCCAGCUCCUGUUGAGGUGCAGCAGCAGAGUAGCAGCCGGCAGCGACUUGAGCAGUUCAAGAGCCGAGCCAAGCGAUCUCUCACCGAGUCCCUGGAGGGCAUCUGGAAGGGGAGCAGCAAGACCAGGGUUCAGAGGGACAACAGUGAAGGAAAGGACAGCUGCGCUUCUAUCUGUACUGUCAACAGCAGCCUGGACCAACCCACCUUAGAUGACCUUUCACCUGCCUGCUCCCAGUUACUACCCACCAGCCCACUCAGGUGCCACAACUCAACCGGAGACCUGAAGCGCCUUGACACCUCUCCUCGCCUGUCUCCCUCCUCCUCCUCUUUACCUGGUGAUGCUCAGCCACAGGGCUUCCGUCGACGGGCCAGCACCUUCAGCCACUCUCCCACCCCCUCCUCGGGACUUGAGUUCUCACCGGUGCACACACUAGUUCACACUUCACAGGACCCCACUGCCGCCACCAAGCCCAGGCUUGUACGACACUACUCCGUCAGCACUGACACGCCACACCAGAGCAAACAUGCCCCAACCGAUUCCACCCUUCCUCCUGUUCCUCCCUGCCUUUCAUACCCCUCUGCUCUGCACACUUAUCAUCCUUCCUCCCCUUCUUCUGGAGCCCGGCUCAAUUAUAGAAGCCCUCUGGUUGGUCUGCGUGCUCGUCUCCACUCCUCCUCCUCUGUCCCUAAUUUUCUGAAAUUUCAAUUUCUGGCCCCUGUCCAAGAGAAUGAUUGCCCUGAGUCAAAGAGCAGUGAUGUUGCGGGUCUCUCUACACCAAGUGCAGCCUGUUGGGUAGGGGAAAGCCCUCUGCGCAGUCACCGCCACUCAUGGAGGCAGCAAAUCUUCCUUCGGGUUGCCACACCUCAGAAAAACACAGACACCAACGAGCGGGGGGAUUCCUGUCUUGAGGCGGGUCGAGUAUGUUUGGGCCAGGUGGGAGUUGGAGGAGGUGGAGACUUGUCCAUGAGAGCGGUGCUUGAGGAGAGCACGAGAAGGAGCAAAGAGGAGCUCAGGGAUCUCUGGAGGAAGGCCAUCCUGCAGCAGAUCCUGCUGCAGAGGAUGGAGAGGGAGAACCAGAAACUGCAGGCCUCCGAGAGCGACCUGAAGAACAAGCGUCUGAAGCUGGACUACGAGGAAAUCACUCCGUGUCUGAAGGAGGUCACUCUGGUGUGGGAGAAGAUGCUGGGAACUCCUGUGAGAGCAAAGGUCAAAUUUGACACGGAGACCAUACAUGCUGCAGUUGCACAAGGAGUCCCGAGGCAGCACCGGGGGGAGAUCUGGAAGUUUCUCUCUGAACAGUAUCUGCUCAGGCAGACGGUGCCCUCCCGACCCCCUACCAAUCACACUCCAUACAAAGAGCUGCUGAAACAGCUCACCUCACAGCAACACGCCAUCCUCAUAGACCUGGGUCGCACUUUUCCCACCCAUCCAUAUUUCCAAGCCCAGCUGGGGGCCGGACAGCUUUCUCUGUACAACUUGCUGAAAGCCUACUCACUGCUGGACCCCGAGGUGGGCUACUGCCAGGGCCUGUCCUUCAUUGCUGGAGUCCUGCUGUUACACAUGGAGGAAGAGGACGCAUUCUACAUGCUCAAAUUUCUAAUGUAUGACGUCGGGCUCCGUAAACAGUACAGGCCUGACAUGAUCAUCCUGCAGAUUCAGAUGUACCAGUUGUCGCGGCUGCUCCAUGACUAUCACCGGGAUCUCUACAGCCACUUAGAGCAGCAAGAAAUCGGACCCAGCUUAUACGCCACCCCCUGGUUCCUCACCGCCUUCGCCUCUCACUUCCCCCUUGGCUUUGUGGCCAGAGUCUUCGAUAUGUUGUUCCUGCAGGGGUCAGAGGUCAUCUUCAAGGUGGCCUUGAGCCUGCUGGGGAGCCACAAACCUCUGAUCCUGCAGCAUGACAGCCUGGAGUCCAUUGUGGACUUCAUCAAGACCACGCUGCCCAACCUGGGCCUGGUGCAGAUGGAGAAAACCAUCAACCAGGUUUGUGAGAUGGAUGUAUCCAAGCAGCUCCAGGCCUACGAGGUGGAGUACCACGUCCUGCAGGACGAGCUGCUGGACAUGUCCCCGACUCUCAACCAACACCAGCGAGCUGCACAGCUGGAGAGGACCAAUCAGAGCCUCCGCCAGCAGAACCUCGACCUGCUUGAAGAGCUGCAGGUGUCCCAUGCUCGCGUGCGCAGCCUCGAGAGUCGAUUGGAGGCUUUUGUCCAGUCGGAGGGACGACUGAAGGAGCAGGUCUCUGCACUGGAGGAGGAGAAGAAGCAGCUGUUGAGCACAGUCACACGCCUCCAGGACGUCCUCACUAACCUCGACGUCCUAACUCCCUCGAUGUACACACUCCCUCCACCUGCUGAAAGACACGCAGCCUCAGCAGCAAAGACAAACAGGUCUGUGGACUCGUUUCUCCACCCGUUGGCUCUUCCAGAGAAUUCGUAAAUACAACGUCAAGUCAACAAGAGGAGGAGUUGACUGCGAAGGACACAGGAAGAAGAGAUGUUCAGAUGACUCCCCGGCUCGAUCUUUGUCCUCCUCAAGGCACCAGAAUGUUUUAGUGAAAAGAGGAGAGACAUAGGAGGUUGGACAUGAAACAUAGAGGAGAAGAAUGGAUAAACAAGAAAGACGUGGAUGAUGUUAAGUGAAUAGAACAAAAUAUUAUCCCCAAACUCCACGCAUGCCCUCUUCCAGCUCUUUAACAAAUAUUAGCGAGCAUGAGAUCUUACCAACAAUUCCCAAAGAUAGCAGCAUCUGUGCUGCAACAACAAAACAGUUACAUUUGCACCUCUACUUGUAUGUCUGUGUCUUUGAAUGUAUGUUAUGCUCCUAGUGGAGUUUUUUUUUUUUUACUGCAUCGUGUGGAACAAGGCUAAAGAAGCCAAAUCGGUCCUCACUGAUGUACAACAAGCUCAAACAAAGUCUCACAUAUUCAGAUAGUUGCUCUCUUAGAGUACAAAAGUCCAAAGGUGGAAUGUUUUCAGAAAAGUGUGACAAGAAAGUGAAAUGAAGGGACGGGUGAAGAAAUAAACUUCAUGACAAAUUGUUUUUUUUUUCUGUUAAAUCAGUUUGAGUAUGACUUUAAUUUAAAUUAUGUUCAGUCUUGGAUGUUGGUGCUCACAUUCAGAGAUGACCUUUUUUUUUUUCAAGUCUUCCACAGUUUUCUUUCUUGAUCCUCUUCGUUUUAAUCUUCAUUUAGUCACAGUAGCUCACAGGAAGAGUUAACGCAAUAAAUCCACAUCACACCCUUUGAAUACACGUCUGUGUAGGAAGGGAAAUUGAUCAAAAAACUUUCAAACUCUUAACUGUGCUUUUUCUAGUGAGGCUUUUUUUUUUUGAUUGAAUAUUUAUUGCUGCCAAACAAACGUGUGUCUGAAGCAUCAGACAGGAGACCUCUGCUGCUGAGACAAUCUGUUGGCUAUAAAUCAUUUACUGUAUAUUCAACACACUGAAUUCAUUCAACCCGAGCUGCAGCUCGUGUGUCUGUAUGUGAACGUCCACGUGUCAUUGUGUGUGUCUGUGUGCUUGUGCACUUCACCCAUCAACAAAUCUUUUGAUUUACACUGUAAAGAUGUUUUUUGCUCUUACUCCUGACUCUCCCUUGCACAUAUUUUUGUUUUAUUGAUUAUUAACAUCUUCAUAACGUUCUUAAAAUAUAUUUCAUAUCCUUCCAGCGCACCUGAAGCCUUUUUUCCCCCCCUGUAGACGUGCAAACCGUAUGAACUCACAUGUGUCAUGCUAUUAGAGAUGGUGUAGACCAGGGGUCUGCAACCUUUACAAUCAAAAGAGCCAUUUUGUCCCUCCUCCCACCAAACAAAAUUCAUCCGGAGCCCUAAAACCUAUUUCACCCUUACCAUGAAGAUAAAACAGCGUAUAACGUUUGAUAUAGUUAUACUCUAUAUAAAACAGCUAUAACUGUUGCUUUUAAGAAAUUAUUGAAAAACAAAAUGAAAACGAUUGACAUUUUAUUGCUGUAUAUUUGUUCUCCACACAUCAAGCACACAGGUAAGCCAGCAUCAUUGGUAGUAAAAGCAAAUGUAUCUGUCCACGCAGAAUUAAACUCUCUAUGUUC
Molecule: messenger RNA, 6030 nt
Organism: Scophthalmus maximus (turbot)
Lineage: Eukaryota; Metazoa; Chordata; Actinopteri; Pleuronectiformes; Scophthalmidae
Gene: tbc1d1
Product: TBC1 (tre-2/USP6, BUB2, cdc16) domain family, member 1
Source: RefSeq, a predicted model, not a curated record